UGUACAACAAUAGAUCUUUGAAUCUCAACAGCAUUUAGUAUAUAACUGUCAUCGAUAAAACUAGUUAAAAAUUUUAAAUCAAAGUGUUGAAAUAUCUUUCCCAGUAACUGUUUUAUCGUAAUUACGUGACUAUGAACACAGAAAACAAAAUAUUUUAAAAACUUUGUAAAGUGAGCUGGAUAAGGUUGUAAUUAAUACUUAAAUGGUCGAAUAACAGAAUAUUACUUGUAGAGAUGAUUUUUUAAAUUAAAAUUCCGUAAAAUCCAAGUACCGUUUGUGCUAUUAGAGAGAUUGGGCCUUUUACAAGAAAAUAUUGCAGUGCGUAUAUUGGCUUUCAUUUUCCACUGGACAAUAACAUCUGACGAGAGCUGUUUGAUAUAAAUUGUAGACUUAUGAGAAUUUAAAAAGAAAACAGCGGACUGAGAAGUCAGGCUAUAAGAUGGCUUACCAGACGAACAACGGUUAUUCUGUUCUUAUCGCCAUUCUUACGGUCAUCUUCUUGGACCAUGGUCAGCCAAAACUUGGUAUAAAUGUUUCCAACAGCACAGAGACGGAUUUAGAGAGUUGGACACAUGUGAAUAACAAUAUUGGGCAUAAGAGAGAUGAAUUUACGAUGGGUUGGUCAGAAUGGAGCACUUGGGGAAUAUGCUCGAGGAGCUGUGACGGUGGCGUAACCUACCAACUUCGACAGUGCGUAACGAAAACAGGAUGCUCCGGAAAUUCGAUUCGUUAUAGUAUAUGUAAUAUGCAGCCAUGUAGAGAUCGUUCUGAUUUCCGAGCUACACAGUGUAAAGCCCACAACAACAGGCCUUACCGAGGACGGCUGUACCACUGGAUUCCCUUUUACGAUCCCGAAGAUCCAUGCAGCCUUACAUGUCAAGCAAGCACGUACCUGUUUGUCGCAAAGUUAGCACCUAGAGUUCAAGAUGGAACUCGCUGCCGUAAGGGGUCUCUCGAUAUGUGUGUAGGUGGGAAAUGCAUGCCCAUAGGUUGUGACCUGAAGUUGGGGUCAGUGAAGAAAGUGGACGAUUGUGGAAUAUGUGGAGGUGAUGGAACAACUUGUAAACGUACUUCUUACGAGUGGGUGGAGACCCAUCUAACUCCCUGUUCUGUUACUUGUGGUAGAGGAUUUCAGAUGUCUAGGCCUUUCUGCAAGGAUAUGGAAACAGAAGAAAAGGUUUCAGAGAGAUUCUGUGACUAUACAACAAGGCCAAGACCUCGUAUAAGAUCAUGCAAUACUUCAAAAUGUCCUCUAAAAUGGGUUGUGGAAGAUUGGGGACCCUGCAGCGUUCGUUGCGGUAAUGGAUUCCAAAUGCGCAACGUUUACUGUGUUCGAAACGGUUUUAAUAGAACAAGUGUGUGGGUUAAACAAGGAUCUUGUUUUCCACCAAAACCUCGCACUCAACAGCCCUGUAACAACAGGGUUUGUCCUCUAUGGUUUAAAGGAUCCUGGUCUGACUGUUCAGCAACGUGUGGUCAAGGUCAUCAAGAAAGAGCUGUGAUUUGUCGGAGUUCUGAAGGGUUUCUAACCACCGAGUGUGAUCUUAGUACACAACCUGAGUCCAGGCGAACUUGUGUAAAACAGCUCCUUUGUACUGGUGGUAAACAGCCAGAUUCAGCCAGAAGCUCUUGGAUCGAAGAAACUCAGAACCGUCCUUACAACCAGAGCCAUCUAUUCACAAUCUCACAGACCAAUGGAUCAUUUCGACCAAGAAAACAACCAAGGUUUACGGUUGGUAAUUGGGGCCCUUGCAGCGCCUCCUGUGGUGAAGGAGUGAAACGACGUUCUGUUGAAUGUACAGUAUAUCUGGAGUUGCUUAAAAUCCCUUCCACGCUGCCUGUUAACAAAUGCUCAGGACCUUACCCUCCUGACAGAAAAGUUUGUUUUCUUCAACCGUGUACCAGUUAUCGGAACUCACCAGAGGGAAUUAUGGUAAUAAAUCGACUUGAAGAGCACACGAAACAAAAAACUGGUGAAAGACUUGGCAACAAUUCGGAAAAAUUCGGUAACACUUCGGGAAGCACGAUCACGUUCUUUUGGAAGAAAGUUGGAAUUUCAUCAUGCAUCGCUUCUUGUUUUGGCGGGAUCCAAACGCCAAUCUUUGAAUGUUUCCGUGACUACGAUCUACUCAGAGUGCCUCCGUACUUCUGCGAUGAAGACAGAAAACCUAAAACUUCGGCACAAACAUGCAACUAUUAUGUUUGCCCACCAAGAUGGAACCUUACAGAGUUUUCACCUUGUUCCAAACGUUGUGGAGGAGGAAUCCAGUACCGACAAGUACAGUGUAUCCACCAUCUGGGACAGGAACCAAGAAAUGUGAAACUUCUUCAGAAUAACUUGUGCCCGCAGCCUCCACCGCCCUCCCAACAAUACUGUAAUGUUAUUGACUGCCCCGCCAUGUGGCAAGUUGGAGUAUGGAGUAAGUGUUCCAAGAAAUGUGGCGGCGGGAUACGAACCAGGAAAGUGAAGUGUAUUAAAGUGAUUCCUUUUGGACAUAAGGUCAGCCAGCCCUGGUCUCGGUGUCACGUGGAAAGACCUCUGAAACAGAAAAGUUGCGGUGUCAAGUCUUGCCAGAAAACUGCUGACAAAAGCAGCAGCUUUACACCACCGUAUAUCAGGAUCUCAAAACAAGAUUAUGUUCAGGAAAAACCACACCAAAACGUUAAACUGGACGUUGGAGGCAGAGCCCUUCUUUUGGAAAGAACGACUGUUAAAAUCAGAUGUCCAGUUCAAAGGUUCAAUAGGUCGCUGAUUCGCUGGCAGAAAGGACAAACAUUCUUAGCAGCAAAUGAAAAGUAUCAACUCAGUCGCAGAGGAUCACUAAAAAUAAAAAACCUUUCCAGUAUGGACACUGGUCAGUACACCUGCAGGGCAGGACCAGCAAGGGCGGACAUAAUCAUAGUUGUUAAACCGAUUCCUUUCAGCAACUCGAACGAGAACGUAAACAAUGAAAAAUCUAAUAUAUCAAUAAAAUAUCCUCAGAUCAAAGUUACACAGCAAACCUAUGUUCAGAGCUAUCCUGAAGAGAAGGUUAAUUUGAAGAUUGGUGGCUAUGCUAGACUUUACUCGGGGUCAGAUGUCAAAAUUCGCUGUCCAGUUUACGGUUAUGAUAAAUCGAUGAUACAAUGGUACAAAGGGAAUAGAAGGUUAAGGCAGAAUCAGAAGUACAAUAUAUCACACACUGGUGCUAUCACCAUUAAGUCACUGAGGAUUGAAGAUAGCGGGAAAUACUCCUGUAUGGUCAGCUCCGUUAAAGCUGACAUGAUUAUAUCAGUUAAACCAACUUACUUUACAAACUACCCUUUUGACCGGACAGUGGAACGGCCAGAAAUCCCUUCAGAAAGCAAUAGUGAUGAGCAGGAGGAAUACAGUCACGAAAACAGGGGUUAUGGAGCUUCGUUAGCAGUGGUAGAUGAUACCAAUGGUAUCUUUAGCUUCAGGCCUCGAGUCGACAAGCCAGACGCGAGGCCAUUGGCCAGCUUAUCUUCUGAUGAAAGAUUAUACUCGGUACUAUUAAGUUUAACGAGUUCUUUCGAGCCUCCUUCUUCUGCUAAUUUUUCUGGUCUUUCUAAAAAUCUAGAAGAAACAAGUGAAUUGAGCACCUGGAAGCUUCAUGGUGGUCAGUCGAGUUAUGACGAAGAGAUGCUGUGGAAAACUGUCCAAGAACACAAUCUGACAUCAUCUAGACAGACAGACAAUCACGUCUUUCCUCAGUUACAGCGUUUGUUGAUAAACUUGUCCAAACAGUUGAAAACCUCCAAGGAAGAUUCUAACCGACGUUUACUUCCUGAAGAUCGGGAUCAAAGUUGGUCUGAAACAUUGAACCUUGAAUGGUUUGUUACUCCAUGGUCUACAUGUUCAAGGACUUGUGGAGAAAAGGCAUUCCAGACUCGUUCAAGCCAAUGCCUGUUAAAAAUUGACGAUAAACAACAUAACAACCCAAGAGUUGUCGCCCACAAGCUUUGUAUUAAUGCUGGACUCAAACCUCCGAUUUAUAUCAGAUACUGUGGCGUGCCCGUGUGUCCCCGUUGGGAAAUUGGAGUUUGGUCAAAGUGUUCGAACACCAGCUGCAAAAGCUUGUAUACAGGACAACAAGAAAGAAAUGUCAGCUGUUCUUUCCCUAAUGGGACAAAAGUAGCCGAAGACGAUUGUUCCUCAAGUGAAAAACCCAUCGAAUUCCGGGAAUGUUACAACCGUCAAUGUAUUGGAGUCUGGAAGGCUGGACCUUGGUUGGAGUGUAAUGCCGGUUGCGAAGAGGUUGGUUUCAAGAACCGCGUACUACAGUGUGUAUGGCUGCAAACUGAGAGACCAGCGGAAAACUCGUGUAAACCCGAGUCAAAACCCUCAAUAAUAGAACACUGUAUAGGACCACCUUGCUUGUCUGGAAAUGAAUGCAUAGACAACUCCAAACUCUGUGGUGUGGUAAAAAGGCUUAAUAUGUGUAAAUUGGUCCACUACCUUAACCAGUGUUGUAGCUCGUGUGCAUAGAGCUAGAGUAACAAGAAAACAAGAUAUCUUCGCUAUUCUGAAAAACGAACAUUUUAAAUGUUUCACAUCAGUUUAAAUAAAAGUAUUCUCGACCUAAUAAAAAUACAGAUAUAUUAAGUUACAUUUCAAAAAUAAAGUAUUGAAAUAGGUAAGUAGAAUUAAUACGAUUUCUAUUUCAAGUAAGAUCAGUAUGAUCAUACCUAUAUCUAUCUAGAUAUUAUAUAUAUUAUUAAUAUAUUAGAUACAAAUUACGCUUUUAGAUAACUAGGCUAUAUAUACACUAUUAUAUUUAUUGGUGUAUCGUAUAUUUUAGUGAAGUCAAAGAUUCAUAGAACAUUUUGUAUGAUUCAGAUUCAAGUAGGAACAAACACUAGAAUGCUUAUUUACAUGUUUUAAUGGACCACUAGGCCCUCGCAGUGCUUCUCAACCCCUUCUAAUAUCAUUUACACCUAUGCAUUUUUCACAACUGCUCAUUCACCCCAGUUAGAAAAAAAGACAAAAACAAAUACUAAAUUAAAAUGUAAAAUUCUUUAUUAUGACUUAAAUAUACAUCAAACUACAACUAGAAUGAAUACAACAUAAAAUAAAUAAAACCCUGGGGGAACCAUCCACCCAAUUGAGAAGCACUGUAGACGGUGACUAGGGUCGUAUUAGGCCUAACAAAUAUGCAUAAGUAGUACUUUUUUCUUUUGGCGGAACGUUCCGGAACGGUGUGCCAGUACCUUUUAACGAAUGGGCAGCAAAAAUAAGACAUUCCACACAAAUCGCUUCUUCUGAAAUAUCGAAUGGUUUUGUUUAUGUUAUUUACUGUACACAUAUAUCAUCAAAUGUGCUACCGCUCACUAAGUUCCAUUAAAGAAAUUAAAUUUUGUUAUUUUAUUGUUUGUUUGUAAGAUGACAAUUUUUUUGGAUUCGCGUGGAGCAAUAACUGGAAAAAGUUGUAGAAAGACAUGGGAUAGUUCCUGAACCUUUUUAUUUUCACUGAGCAUAGGUAUAGCUAAUGAGCCAUUUGAAAAUAUCCAUUAAAAAUUCAUUUAUUCCGCGAACUUUUUCCCGUGAACAUUUUUGAAAAUCUUGAUGAAUCUUUAAAUUAAGAUCCAAAAAUGGAUUAAGGGAAAAUCAUGGAAAAUGUGGUAAUUUCGGAAACUCUGCUGUAGAAAACUUAAAAUAUAAUUAUAAUUUCACACACGAGUAUAAACGAAAAGGUAUAAAACACAAUUGUUUUUCCAAACUUCAAGUAUUUGUUAAAACAUGAAAUAUUUAUAUUUAUUGCCGAGGAAGAAGCUAUGAAUAUCAUAAUGAACGAAAAAAAAACAUUUCUA
Molecule: messenger RNA, 5811 nt
Organism: Limulus polyphemus (Atlantic horseshoe crab)
Lineage: Eukaryota; Metazoa; Arthropoda; Merostomata; Xiphosura; Limulidae
Product: ADAMTS-like protein 3
Exons: 19
Coding region: 440-4489 (1349 amino acids)
Biological process (GO): extracellular matrix organization
Cellular component (GO): extracellular matrix
Molecular function (GO): metalloendopeptidase activity
Source: RefSeq, a predicted model, not a curated record